GCAGUACUCUUUCUCCACGCCGAUGUUGGCCGAUCUCCAAUCUUUGCAGCUGCCCAUGGGGAGUAUUGUACAGGAGUAACAGUGGUGGCUCCAACAGACACGUGCAGGUCUUUGGUGGAAAGAGUCGGCAUCACAAUGGAGGAGCUCUUCUCUUUAAACCCAAAUCUGGAUUGCAAUAAUCUCCCUAUGAUAGUCUGCACCAGAGGUUAAUCUAGUAAAAUACGGUACGAUUAUGUUCCACGAG
Messenger RNA from Linum tenue, 244 nucleotides. The record is from the annotation of a GenBank genome assembly. Lineage: Eukaryota; Viridiplantae; Streptophyta; Magnoliopsida; Malpighiales; Linaceae.